This is a messenger RNA of Hirundo rustica (Barn swallow), 4335 nucleotides long. It is a transcript of the gene MDGA1, whose product is annotated as MAM domain containing glycosylphosphatidylinositol anchor 1. Gene Ontology annotation, biological process: synapse organization; homophilic cell-cell adhesion. Lineage: Eukaryota; Metazoa; Chordata; Aves; Passeriformes; Hirundinidae. Gene Ontology annotation, molecular function: axon guidance receptor activity; protein binding. The transcript has 17 exons. Bases 1123 to 4020 code for a protein of 965 amino acids. The record is from RefSeq and is a predicted model, not a curated record. Gene Ontology annotation, cellular component: neuronal cell body; axon; plasma membrane.
UCCCAGGCGGUUUCCAGCUGGUGUCUGGCAGGAGUAGCUCAACUUUGUCCAGCUUCUUGUCCCUCAUUGUCGGCUACCUUCCAGUUGGAGCCCGUUAGUUCCCAGUAGGAGCUCCGGCAGGCAUCGAGGCAAGGGGACACGGGCCCCUGUACAGCUCCAAAUCCUCUGCGAGGCGGGCGGAGCAGGCAAGCACGGAGGCGACGCACCCAGACGAGGCUGGCACACAACAUCAGGGAAAGUUCUGAAGGACGAAGGACCUGGUAGGCUGGGGAGGAGGCGAGGAGAACCGGCCGGAGCUGCAGGCGCAGCGAGUGUGCGUGGUCUGGGUGCUCCUCGGUUGCUUCUCCCUUCAGGCUGGUUGGGGCGGUGCAGUGCAGCUGGGAGAGCUCUUGGGAGCCGCUUUAAAAAAAAAAAAAAAAUCCUUCCUGGAUUUGAUUAAUUACAACAAUCCUCAGAAGAUCUGGAAAAGAGGAGCGAGAAUCACCUAUCCCUUCCUCCGCCUUCCAGCAACUGGCUCCUACCCCCCACCCUCGCUUCCCCCCUUUUUCUCCACCUCCUUCUCCUUGUCUCCCUGUCCGCUCCAGGGGCUGCGGCCAGAGCCUCGUCAGGAGGAGGGCGGGUGAGGACUCACUCAAGUUGGCCCCAGUUGGCAGCACUUCGGGCAGCGCGGGACUUGGGGCAGCGCUCGGCAGCUCCCGCUGAACAAAGGAGCCCGUUUCCCGCAGAGAUCGGGGGACAGCGCCGGGCUGGCCCGGGCCCUGCUCCUGCCCUAGCCCGGUGCCGGCCCGGUGCCCCCGGGCUGGCCUUUCCCUGUACCCCGAGUGCGGGCGCGGCCGCCUGUUCGCCUGGAGAUCCUCGAGCAACCUGGCCAGGGGAAGCGGGAAGCGGCACUCCGCGUUUCUGCCCUCCUUGCCUUCUUCUCUCGCUCUCUCCCUUCCUUUUAUCCUUUUUUUUUUUUUUUCCCUUUUUUUUUUUUUUUCCCUAUAUUUUAAAUUUUACCCCCAGGCGGCCCCUGUUGGGGGGUCCCCUGCUCCGCCCGGGGGGCGCCGGUGCCCGGCGCGGAGCGGGGCGCAUGGGGCGGCGUUCCGGGAGGCUUUCGGCUGCUCCUCGCUACCCCGCCGGAUGCUGCCUGAGCUGUUUUGGCUGUUUUUCUUCGCCGGCGAUGAAGACUCUGCCUUGAAGAUGGACAUGAUCUGUUUUUUAUUCCUGUCUCUGGUGCCGGUGUACAGCAGGGGACAAGGGGUGUACGCUCCUGCUCAGGCCCAAAUCAUCCAUGCUGGGCAAGCAUGCGUGGUGAAGGAAGACAACAUCAGUGAACGCGUUUACACAAUUCGGGAGGGGGACACGCUGGUCCUGCAGUGUCUGGUCACAGGACACCCCCGGCCACAGGUGAGAUGGACCAAAACUGCUGGCAGCGCGUCGGACAAAUUCCAAGAGACGUCAGUGCUUAACGAGACCCUUCGGAUUGAGAAGAUCCAAAGGCUGCAGGGGGGCCGCUAUUACUGUAAAGCAGAAAAUGGGGUUGGGGUCCCUGCCAUCAAGUCCAUUCGAGUAGAUGUGCAGUAUCUAGAUGAACCUGUUCUCACCGUUCACCAGACCAUCAGUGAUGUACGUGGCAGCUUCUACCAGGAGAAGACAGUCUUCCUCCGCUGCACUGUCAACUCCAACCCGCCAGCUCGCUUCAUCUGGAAACGUGGAGCUGAGAUACUUUCUCACAGUCAGGACAAUGGUGUGGACAUCUAUGAACCCCUUUACACACAGGGUGAAACCAAAGUCCUGAAGCUGAAGAACCUUCGACCUCAGGAUUAUGCCAGCUACACCUGCCAGGUGUCCGUCCGCAAUGUCUGCAGUAUCCCUGACAAAUCCAUCACCUUCCAGCUCACAAACACCACAGCCCCACCUGCUCUGAAGCUAUCUGUCAAUGAGACUCUGGUGGUCAACCCCGGUGAUAACAUCACUAUGCAGUGCUCUCUGACGGGUGGUGACCCACAGCCAGAGGUGGUUUGGUCCCACUCUCCUGGCCCAAUGCCUCCCAAUAGCCUUGUGCAUGGAGGCAACCUCACCCUCUGGAGGAUCCGCGUGGAGGACUCGGGCUACUACAACUGCACGGCCAUCAACAAUGUGGGGAACCCAGCAAAGAAGAUUGUGAACCUGCUGGUGCGGUCCAUGAAGAAUGCCACAUUCCAAAUCACUCCUGAUGUGAUCAAAGAGAGCGAGACCAUCCAGUUAGGGCAGGACUUGAAGCUCUCAUGCCAUGUAGAUGCUGUCCCCCAGGAGAAGGUUGUCUAUUCGUGGUACAAGAAUGGAAAACCAGCCAGGUUCUCAGACCGGUUGCUCAUCACCCGCAAUGACCCCGAGCUCCCACCUGUGACCUGCAGCUUGGAGAUUAUUGACCUGAGAUUCAGUGACUAUGGCACCUACCUGUGCGUGGCUACCUUCCAGGGAGCACCCAUUCCUGACCUCAGCGUGGAGGUGAACAUCUCCUCAGAGACAGUGCCACCAACAAUCAGUGUCCCCAAGGGUCAGUCCACCAUCACGGUGCGGGAAGGCUCCAGGGCCGAGCUGCAGUGCGAGGUUCGGGGGAAGCCGAAGCCACCCGUCAUCUGGUCCCGGGUAGAUAAGGAAACCCCCAUGCCUUCGGGGACGGUGACAAUGGAGACAUACGAUGGGAAGCUGCACCUGGAGAGCGUGAGCCGAGAAAUGAGCGGCACCUAUAAGUGUCAGACAGCCAGGUACAAUGGAUUUAACAUCAGACCCCGGGAAGCUCUGGUGCAGCUCAACGUGCAGUUCCCCCCCGUCGUGGAGCCGGCCUUCCAGGACGUUCGGCAGGGCAUGGGGCACAGCGUCACCCUGCGCUGCACCAUGCUCAAGGGCAGCCCCAUGAAGGUGGCCACCUCCGUCUGGCGCUUCAAUGGGAGCCUCCUGGCGCAGCCCCUGGCAGAGCAGCAGGACUACUCGGAGCUCAAGGUGGACAGCGUCAGCCGGGAGACCAGCGGGAGCUACGAGUGCAGCAUUUCCAAUGACGUGGGGGUCUCCGCCUGUCUCUUCCAGGUGUCUGCAAAAGCUUAUAGCCCAGAGUUUUACUAUGACACUCCCAACCCCACCUUGAGCCAGAAGCAAUCCAAGAAUUACUCUUACAUCUUGCAGUGGACCCAGAAGGAGCCUGAUGCUGUGGAUCCCAUCCUCAAAUACCGCCUGGAAGUCCGGCAGCUGUCUCAGAGAAGCACCAUCCAAACCUUUAUUCCUGUGAAGAAAAUGGAGAAAGGCCUGUUGCUGGAGCACAUCUUGCCCAACCUGAAAGUGCCUCAGAGCUAUGAAGUUCGCCUGACGCCCAUCACCAGCUUUGGGGCCGGAGAUAUGGCUGCCCGCAUCAUCCGGUACAUGGAACCAAUCAACUAUCCCAAUCCAGCAGAUAACACUUGCCGCUUUGAGGACGAGAAGAUCUGCGGCUUCAUUCAGGACAAGAUGGACAACUUUGACUGGACCCGGCAGAACGCCCUGACCCAGAACCCCAAGCGCACCGUCAACACGGGGCCCCCCACGGACAUCAGCGGUUAUUACAUGUUCAUCGAGGCGUCCCGGCCCCGGGUGACAGGAGACAAAGCCCGGCUCAUCAGCCCCCUCUACAACAUCACUGCCAAGUACUACUGUGUCUCCUUCUACUACCACAUGUACGGGAAGCACAUCGGCUCCUUGAACCUGCUAGUUCGCGUGCGGAACAAGCGAGCCAUCGACACCCAGGUCUGGUCCCUCAGUGGGAAUCGGGGCAACAUGUGGCAGCAGGCACAUGUGCCCAUCAACCCACCUGGGCCCUUCCAGAUCAUCUUUGAAGGUGUCCGGGGCACGAGCUACGAGGGGGACAUUGCCAUCGAUGAUGUCACUCUGAAAAAGGGAGACUGCCCGAGGAAGCCGCUUGGACCGAAUAAGGCUGUUGCUCUUCCAGGAAGCGGUGUCCCAGCCCUGCACAGCCCUUGGCUUUGUGGACCAUUGACUUUCUUCCUUUACGUGCUGCUCAGAUGAUGGCAAGUGAGCGCUCCUGUCUUCGGACCAAGACAUUCCUGCUCCUUUCCUACUCAGCCACCUCUGCUCCUCUUCCUCCCCUCCUCACUGGCACACCAAAGUGUCCAUAUGUUACCAAAGACUGACAGGCAUGACCACGCAAAGGGAUCUGGUUCAGAACUGGAGCACUCCUUGAGAAAGUCAUAAUGUCUAGAACAAAAUAUAAAAAUAAAGACAAAACUUUUUUUAAAAAGCACGUGCACGAGAGAGUGAGAGAGAGAGAGAGAGAGGAAGGAAAGAAACACACACAGAGAAAAGAAGGAAUGAAACACAAAA